Cyanistes caeruleus (blue tit) is the source of this 456-nucleotide messenger RNA. The record is from RefSeq and is a predicted model, not a curated record. NCBI's taxonomy places the organism in Eukaryota, Metazoa, Chordata, Aves, Passeriformes, Paridae.
UCAAGCACACCCGGGGGGUUCCGGGCUGGGGCAGGGACCAGCUAACACAGUGCUGGCUCCACUUGCAGCUGUGUCAGUGACCGAUGUGGACCUGGAGGCAGGGGGAAGCAGGAGGCUCCUGUCCCAGCAGGACACCCAUGAGGGAUACGUGGAGCUGCACGAGCUGGUCCUGGACAAUGCAAAGGACUUGUGCUGGAUGGAGGCCGGCCACUGGCUCCAGCUGGAGGAGGACUUCCAGGAAUCAGGGGACUGGAGCCAGCCCCAUCUCUCCUUCCUGACCUACCACAGCCUCCUGGAGAUCCGCCGGGCUUUGAGCAAAGGUGCCAUUCUCCUCGAUGUGGAGGCCAACGCGCUGCCGGCCAUCGUCCACAUCGUCCUGGACCAGCUGAUCUACGAGGGGCAGCUGAAGCCGCAGGACAGGGACGAUGUCAUGAGGACGCUGCUCCUGCGCCACAG